Messenger RNA from Camelina sativa (false flax), 538 nucleotides. Its product is annotated as PHD finger-like domain-containing protein 5A. Gene Ontology annotation, biological process: mRNA splicing, via spliceosome. The record is from RefSeq and is a predicted model, not a curated record. NCBI's taxonomy places the organism in Eukaryota, Viridiplantae, Streptophyta, Magnoliopsida, Brassicales, Brassicaceae.
GUCAACAACUUAAAAGAAGGACCAAGAUUGUGUUUAAGCAGCCAUCAUGGCCAAGCAUCAUCCUGAUUUGAUCAUGUGCCGGAAACAACCUGGCAUUGCCAUUGGGAGAUUGUGCGAGAAAUGUGAUGGCAAAUGCGUGAUAUGCGAUUCCUAUGUCCGCCCGUGUACACUGGUCCGGAUUUGCGACGAAUGCAACUAUGGUUCAUUCCAGGGGAGGUGUGUCAUUUGCGGAGGAGUUGGAAUCUCAGAUGCUUACUACUGCAAAGAGUGUACACAACAGGAGAAAGAUAGAGAUGGUUGUCCUAAGAUUGUCAAUCUUGGCAGUGCGAAAACUGAUCUCUUCUACGAACGUAAGAAAUAUGGUUUCAAAAAACGAUGAUCGUUCGUUGUUGGUUACUCGAGCUAUUUGAUCUUUUCUUAAUGCUUGGAAGAAAGUGUCUGUAACUUGUCUGUGUUAAGAAAACAUGUAUUCAAAGAAAUGAUUAUGGUUUGUUUACUCAUGUGUCUUAUUGAUUAGUCGGAUCGACGUGUUAUCUUU